AUGGUUGGUUUUAUCUAUCUAUCUAUCUAUCUAUCUAUCUAUCUAUCUAUCUAUCUAUAUCUCCAUUACUUCUUUCUCUAUUUAAUAUCACAUAACUCUUUACCCACAAUUUUCCGUUUUGUAUCCCAUUGGAUUUCAUUUCUGCUCUUUUUGCACGCUUUCUUUUUUGUAUUUUCAUUUCUUUCUUUCUCUCCCCUUCCUUAUCUUUCUCCCCACCCCCUCUCUCUCUCCCUUCCUCUAUCUCUGUCUCUGUCUGUCUGUCUCUCUCUCUCCAGAUCUGUGUACUUUUCCUUCCUUUCAUUUUUCUUCCUCGACAUUGGCCGACUCUCCAUGACUCAGGUAGAUUAUUUAUGCAUAGGCUUUCCGGCAAGAAUCCCAAUCUAUCUAUCUAUCUAUCUAUCUAUCUAUCUAUCUAUCUAUCUAUCUAUCUAUCACUUUUUAAUAGGCUCUCGUGUGUUUCACCAUAACACAUAUCUAUCUAUCUAUCUAUCUAUCUAUCUAUCUAUCUAUCUAUCAUUUCUUUCUUUCUUUAUCUAUCUUACGCUGACUUUCUCUCAUAUGCAUUUCCGAGAAGAUUCAGAAAAAAAACGUUGUACCUAUCUCCUUAUCUAUCUCAGCCUGUUAAUAUAUUCUCUUGUUUGUUCGUAUCUAUCUAUCUAUCUAUCUAUCUAUAUGGGCUACUCGCUAAACAUGUUUUCGCCAAUAAUUGACACAAUCUAUCUAUCUAUCUAUCUAUCUAUCUAUGUUGAUUAA
Messenger RNA from Acanthosepion pharaonis, 753 nucleotides. NCBI's taxonomy places the organism in Eukaryota, Metazoa, Mollusca, Cephalopoda, Sepiida, Sepiidae. The record is from the annotation of a GenBank genome assembly.